UUAGGCUGUGAAGCAGUAUGUCACAGCGGGCGAGGCGCUAAUAAAGCGCGCGCGCGGCAGCUCCAGAGUCAAAGCAACAGCUGUCACUCUGACAGGACGCUCUUUUCUUUCUCACUCACCAGAUUUUCUGUUCACACACCGUUAUUUCAAUGCAACGAUGUUACUGAAACGUUUACAUUUUACAGUUAUGUCACAGUGCAGCUUGUCUGCUCCGAGACUAUUUUUAAUACUCCUGUUAUUAGAUGCGCUGGAAGCGAGGGAGCUGCCCAGCUGCAAAGAGUCAGAUUACCACUUUGAGUACACAGACUGUGACGUUCUGGGGUCCAGAUGGAGAGUGGCGAUACCCAACAAGCCUGACACAUGCACAGGCCUCCCUGACCCAGUUAAAGGAACACACUGCACAUUUUCCUGUAAGGAAGGUGAAUACCUGGACAUGAAGACACAGGAGUGUCAGAAGUGUGCAGCAGGGACCUACUCCCUGGGUACAGGAGUGGCCUUCGAUGAGUGGGACAAUCUACCUGCUGGUUUUAUCAGCCAUGGCAUCAAUAUGGACAUAGGAACCAGCUACUCUAACUGUUCCAAUUCAACUUGGACUCCUAAGGGGGACUACAUAUCCUCUAACACAGACGAAUGCAGCUCCACAUUGUCGUAUGCUGUGGAUUUGAAACAGCCUGGCUCUGUCACUUUCCAGUACUUCUAUCCUGAUAACAGCAUCUUCUUUGAAUUCUAUGUUCAGAAUGACCAGUGUCAGUCUACUGAUUCUCAGAGUCGCUGGAUGAAGGUUUCUGAGAAUGACUGGGAGUAUCACUAUGUGCAACUGAAUAGUGGGAACAAUGUUCUAUACUGGAGAACCACUGGGUUCUCUCUGUCUUACAGCGGUGCUGUUAAACCGGUUCUGCUGAAGAACAUCGCUAUCUCAGGGGUUGCGUACACAUCUGAAUGUUUUCACUGUAAGCCUGGUACCUACAGUGCUGAACCUGGAGCUGCCCACUGCACCCCCUGUCAAGCCAACACCUACUCCAAUAAGGGAGCUACUGAAUGCCAGCAGUGUGAAGAAGAGAAAUAUUCAGGGAUCGGGUCAGGAACAUGUCAGCAAAGGCCACCCUGCACAACCAGCGACUAUUUUUACACUCACACUCCUUGUGAUUCCAGAGGACAGACACAACUAAUGUAUAAAUGGAUUGAACCAAAGAUCUGCAAUGAGAAUGCAGAAGGAGCAGUGAAUCUUCCAGCGUCAGGAGAAAUGCAAACCUGUCCCCCAUGUAAUCCUGGAUUCUUCACUAGCAAUUCUUCAUCUUGCCAACCCUGUCCACAAGGCUUCUACUCCAACGGAACAGCAUGUUCAGAGUGUCCUGCUGGAACAGAGCCAGUGAUGGGUUUCGAGUAUAAAUGGUGGAACAGGAUGCCCAGCAACAUGAAUAGCUCAGUCUACAGACGAGAGUAUAGCGGCACUCAGAGAAGCACAGGAUGGGAGGUAGCUGGAGAGUACGUCUACACCACACCUGGAGAUUUGGACUCAGACUACAUGAUGCUAACACUUUCUGUACCUGGUUAUAGCUUGCCCUACUCUUUGGAUAAAGAUAAUGAGAGGGGAGAACUUUCUAGAAUCACAUUUGUCUUUGAGACCAAGUGCACAUCUGACUGCGCACUUCAUUUCAUGACAGGCUUGAAUGAGAGGAACAAUCGUGUGGUGGAGACCUGGAGAGGCACUAUCGGGAAGCAGUCCUAUUCUUACCUUAUUAAGAGCAAUCUUACUGUGAGCUUUACCUGGGGCUUUCAGCGCACUGAUACCUACAGUAUGGAGAGGCAGUACAGCUCAGACUUCGCUAAGAUCUACUCUAUUCAAAUUAGUAAUGUGAUUGGAGGAGUGGCCUCUCAGUGUCGACAGUGUGCACUAGACUCCUCUCAGGCAGACUCAGCCUGCGUCUCCUGUCCUCCUGGACACUACAUGCUACAUGGCACUGGAAUAUGCAGGAGCUGUCCACCAAACACCUUCAUAAGGCCUGAGCAGCCUGUGGGAGAGGAAGCCUGCAUCCCAUGUGGACCUAAUACUAAGAGCAACCAAGCCCGCUCAGCCUGCGUGAGUGACUGCACUCUGGCUAUGCAGCAUAAAAGAGAAACUCUGCAGUAUGAUUUCUCUCACCUGGCCAGUGUUACUCAUUUUCACAGCAGUCCUCGCUUCACCAACAGAGGCCUUCGUUAUGUGCAUCAGUUUAGUGUGGGGCUUUGUGGUACAGAGGACCGUGUUCUGGCUUCCUGUGUUGAUAAUGUAACGGAGAGCAGGAAGGAGGUCAAUGGUUAUGUCUGCCAGUCAAUCAUAGUGCCUACCGAUGUCAGAGGUCAAAGUGUGGUGUCCUCACAACCCUUUAUUAUUGGAAGCACAUUGAUUGGUGUAACCACUGACUCCACACUUGAUCACAUCUCAUCUUCUGGGAGUACCUUCCCUUCACAAUCUGAAUUGCCUGAUGUCAUAUUUUACUACCGGGCAAGUGAAACAACACAGGCAUGUAAAAAUGGCAGAUCAUCCUCUAUCAGACUCAGAUGUGAUCCCACAGUGACGGCAAUGGAUCAGAUUUCCUUACCAAGUAAAUGUACAGAGGGAACAUGUGAUGGCUGCUCCUUCCACUUCCUGUGGCGUUCUCAGUAUGCCUGUCCUCUAUGUUCUGAGAGGAACUAUAAAGAGAUAGUGAGUGCCUGUAUAAAUGGAAUUCAGAGGACUACCUAUGUGUGGCAGCAGCCUUUGCAAUGUACAGGUGGAGUGCCUCUGCCAGAUCCACAGGUUAGUGCUUGUGUCACUUUGGACUUCUGGCUCAAAUUUGGUGUUUCUUUUGGAUCUGUGGCAGCGAUACUGCUCAUCACCAUCAGCUGCUACUUCUGGAAACGGACACGCAAGCUGGAGUAUAAGUACUCAAAGCUGAUGAGUGCAGAGUCAAAAGAGUGUGAGCUUCCUGCUGCCGACAGUUGUGCCAUUAUGGAGGGAGAGGAUGCAGAAGAUGAUCUCAUCUAUCUCACCAAAAAAUCAUUUUUCACCAAAAUUAAAUCUUUCACCAGAGAGAGAACAUCAGAUGGCUUUGACUCUGUCCCUUUGAAGUCAUCCUCAGGCAUGGAGAUGGAAAUGACCUAGACCUUUAAGCCGGUAAUAGACAAUGGGAGCUGCUCUAUGAAAUCCUCACACUCUGAACAUCAUUGCUUCUUAUGAUGGCCUCUUCAUAAAUAUAAGAAAGAACCACCAGGAGUGAUUGGAGAGAUCCAUAUUUCAUAGGGAUAUUUUUGAGUUUUCAUUUUAAAGUUUUUUUUUUUAUUGAGCACAGCAAUUUGUUUGACCUUCUUUCAUUUAUGAUUUGUGUGUCAAUAUAAAUAAAGACAAGAAGCAUGAGAGUUCUGUAAAUUCUUGAUCACAGACAGUCUUUGAGGAAAACCUAUUUGUCCAGUACAUCAUGUCAGGUUAGUUAGUGUUAGUUAAUGUUAAGGUUAGCAGAUAUGAGGACUUUCGUGAGAAAUGUUUACUUCUGCAUUUGUUCUCUUUCUAGCACUGUAUGCAGAGCAGGAUUGCCUUCUAUAACAUCACUGUAACCCUAAUAACUACUGUUUCUAAUGUAAAGCCAUUUCACUUGAUUGUCUUGAUUGUUGUCUGUACAGAAUGUGAGUUAUAUAAAAACAUAUUUG
Ictalurus furcatus (blue catfish) is the source of this 3666-nucleotide messenger RNA. It is a transcript of the gene elapor1, whose product is annotated as endosome-lysosome associated apoptosis and autophagy regulator 1. The coding region runs from base 158 to 3124 and encodes 988 amino acids. The transcript has 22 exons. The record is from RefSeq and is a predicted model, not a curated record. Gene Ontology annotation, cellular component: trans-Golgi network; late endosome; lysosome. Gene Ontology annotation, biological process: positive regulation of vacuole organization; autophagosome assembly. NCBI's taxonomy places the organism in Eukaryota, Metazoa, Chordata, Actinopteri, Siluriformes, Ictaluridae.